UGGCAGGUGCAAUCCACCAAACGAGCGGACCCGAACGAGCUGAAGUUUAUUUUUCAGAAGCAUGCCAGUGUUGUGGAUGCAGAUGGCGAGAAGUUGAUGACCCCGGAGGACUUUGUGCAGAAGUACCUGGGCCUGCACACACAGAUCCACCACAACCCCAAAACUGUCCAGCUCAUCGCCGGUGUAGCCGACACAACCAAGGACGGGCUGAUCUCAUUCCAGGAGUUCUUGGCGUUUGAGUCGGUGCUGUGUGUUCCGGACGCUCUCUUUAUCGUAGUCUUCCAGUUGUUUAACAAGACCGGCAAUGGAGACAUCUCCUUUGAGAAUGUGCGGGACAUCUUCAGCCAGACCACUGUGCACCACCACAUCCCCUUUAACUGGGACUGUGAGUUCAUCUGCCUGCACUUUGGACACGACCGCAAGAAAUGCCUCGGCUACCUCGAGUUCACCCAGUUUCUACAGGAGUUGCAGUUGGAGCAUGCACGCCAGGCCUUUGCCCAGAAGGACAAGAACAAGAGUGGCACCAUCUCUGCCAUGGACUUCAGUGACAUCAUGGCCACAAUCCGACACCACAUGCUUACACUGUUUGUGGAGGAAAACCUGGUUUCGGCUGCGGGGGGCAGCACCUCUCACAUGGUCAGCUUCUCCUACUUCAACGCCUUCAACUCUCUGCUCAACAACAUGGAGCUGAUCCGCAAGAUCUAUAGCACGCUGGCCGGGACCCGCAAGGACGCACAGGUCACUAAAGAGGAGUUUGCCCUUGCUGCGAACAAGUUUGGCCAGGUCUCUCCCAUGGAGAUUGACAUCCUGUACCAGCUAUCAGGCCUACACUCCCACUCUGGGCGUCUGAACUUUGCUGACAUUGAGAGGAUAGCCCCGCUGGAGGAGGGAGCGCUGCCCUAUCACCUGGCCGAGUUACAGAAACAGCAGAGCCAGGGUGAUGGUUCCAGGUCCGUGCUGCUGCAGGCCGCAGAGUCGGCCUACCGGUUCAGCUUGGGGUCCUUCGCUGGAGCUACGGGAGCCACGGCAGUGUAUCCGAUAGACCUGGUGAAGACCAGGAUGCAGAACCAGAGGAUUACAGGCACGUUCGUAGGAGAGCUCAUGUACAAGAACAGCUUUGACUGUGCCAAGAAGGUGCUGCGCUACGAAGGCUUCUUUGGAUUCUACAGAGGUCUUCUUCCCCAGCUCAUAGGCGUGGCUCCAGAGAAGGCAAUCAAACUUACGAUGAAUGACUUUGUGAGAGAUAAGUUCACUGGUAAAGACGACACCAUUCCAUUCGCUGCUGAGGUGCUGGCCGGAGCCUGUGCAGGGGCUUCCCAGGUGGUCUUUACGAACCCGCUGGAGAUAGUCAAGAUCAGACUGCAGGUGGCAGGAGAGAUCACAACAGGACCCAGAAUUGGCGCCCUCAGUGUCAUCCGAGACCUUGGCUUUUUCGGCCUCUACAAGGGCGCUAAAGCAUGUUUAUUGAGAGACAUCCCUUUCUCAGCCAUCUUCUUCCCAGUGUACGCCCACACCAAGGCUCAGUUUGCCGACGAGCAGGGUCGACUAGGCCCGUUACAGCUGCUAGCUUCUGGAGCCAUCGGAGGCAUCCCUGCUGCCUCCCUGGUGACACCUGCCGAUGUCAUCAAGACGCGCCUGCAGGUAGCAGCGAGGGCGGGACAUACCACCUACACUGGAGUCAUGGACUGUUUCAGGAAAAUCACGCAGGAGGAGGGAUUCGGAGCACUGUGGAAGGGAGCUGGAGCUCGUAUGUGUCGAUCCUCUCCUCAGUUUGGAGUAACUCUGGUGACCUAUGAGCUUCUACAGAGGUGGUUUUAUGUGGACUUCGGAGGACAUCGUCCGGCGGGGGCUGAGCCCACUCCUAAAUCUCGUAUCUCUGAGCUUCCUCCGGUCAGUGCUGACCACGUGGGAGGCUACCGUCUGGCCACGGCCACCUUCGCUGGCGUGGAGAACAAGUUUGGCCUCCACCUGCCCAAGUUCAAGUCCUCUGGAGUGGUCUCCAUUCACCCUGACCCCGUUGACCCCUCUUCUGCCCACCUUCAAGAGGCUGCCGCCCCCCUAAAGACUGGCCUCUAA
Messenger RNA from Salvelinus namaycush (lake trout), 2076 nucleotides. RefSeq names its product calcium-binding mitochondrial carrier protein Aralar1-like. The annotation marks the transcript as partial. The transcript is spliced from 17 exons. NCBI's taxonomy places the organism in Eukaryota, Metazoa, Chordata, Actinopteri, Salmoniformes, Salmonidae. Gene Ontology annotation, biological process: malate-aspartate shuttle; L-glutamate transmembrane transport; aspartate transmembrane transport. Gene Ontology annotation, molecular function: L-aspartate transmembrane transporter activity; calcium ion binding; L-glutamate transmembrane transporter activity. The record is from RefSeq and is a predicted model, not a curated record.